Molecule: messenger RNA, 960 nt
Organism: Trematosphaeria pertusa
Lineage: Eukaryota; Fungi; Ascomycota; Dothideomycetes; Pleosporales; Trematosphaeriaceae
Exons: 1
Coding region: 68-697 (209 amino acids)
Source: RefSeq, a predicted model, not a curated record
CAGCCUGCUCUCUUUUGUCUUUCUGUGCCGUUGUUCUUUCGCUUUAUGCUCUUUGGUUUUCGCAGUCAUGGCGUCGAUAAAUGCGGUCGUUUCUAUCGCUCUGCUUUCCCUACUGCAAAUCACAUCAGUAGCAGCAACAUACCCACACCCAAAUCCAUACCACUCACUCCCACCCGCAUACCUAACACCCAUCCUUGUCACAUCCGCAUCGACGACUGCAAAUCCCUUCUACCCAUACCCAACUUCACCCUCGCAAAACUGCUCGGACGGCGUACCGAUAUCGACACCGAAUGUCUAUCCCACACCGCCCACGCCGUAUUCCUGGACAUACAAUCUGCCUGGGACCGCGAGCCAGCCCAGCGUGUACACCGCACCGAGCGGAGCGACGAAUGGGACCUACCACCCGCCGACCUUGACGCCAGAGAGCAGGACGCCGAAGACGGAGGUGCACACUACUUCUCUGUCGCUGUAUACGACGAUUGCGUCGAGUUCGGAAGAGACUGCUGCUGUGAGCUCGGGGGCUUCGACGCCGGCGACAGGCGAGACCACUACGACUGCGCAAGGUGCGACGCCGACGCAAUCGGAACCAUCUGAGCCACUGUUCACCGGGAGCGCAUUGCGAGUGCCCGACAUGUCUGUCUGGAAAUGGAAUGUGGUGGUUAGCCUAAGCCUCGGGCUGAUGGUGAUGUGGAUAUGAAAUGGCCACGAGGAGACGUCUCCUUUUCCGUUUGUGUAUGUAUUUGGCGUUGAAGGAGAUAAUGUAAUAUGGAAAAGAAAGUUGGGAGGAUACCCCGUGGCCCUAGGAAGGGAUCUGGAAUAGACUUUGGCCUUGAACGCACUGCUUGUAUAAUAAAUAAUGGAGGAGAUUGGUCUGAAUACCCGUAGAUGCAAUGGUGCGAAAGACGGAAUCCAGAGGAGCGGCUUCUGAAAUACUCCAAUUCUUCUACUCGAUACACCUCG